Molecule: messenger RNA, 6997 nt
Organism: Girardinichthys multiradiatus
Lineage: Eukaryota; Metazoa; Chordata; Actinopteri; Cyprinodontiformes; Goodeidae
Product: adenylate cyclase type 8
Exons: 21
Coding region: 2743-6306 (1187 amino acids)
Biological process (GO): intracellular signal transduction; adenylate cyclase-activating G protein-coupled receptor signaling pathway; cAMP biosynthetic process
Cellular component (GO): plasma membrane
Molecular function (GO): adenylate cyclase activity
Source: RefSeq, a predicted model, not a curated record
CAGACAUACAUAGAUGUGUGUCUGGAAUCAGUGAGAUGUUUGUCAUGGAUUCCCAGGCCGUGGUCAGUUCUGUUGUUGGUUUGGCUUCAGCGCAAAUGAGAAUUAUUUAAUUACUGGGCACCCAAAGCAGUUGGUCUUAACAUUAAGCUGUUUCUAGGCUUGUGCUAAAACCAAUAUCACUCGAAAUUGUGAAUUUAAUGCACGAAAAUGACCAACAGUAACAAGCUGAAGAAUAAUACUCUGAAGCAAUAUUCACUGCUUUGUUGCCUCCUUUACUCUCACUGCUAGACACAGUAUCACAUGAGACGCAUCCAAAAUUUCUUUACUGCAAUGCAUUGCUUUGUGAGUGGAAGUCUGGUUUGGUUUCAGUUGUAGUAUAACUACUUGCUUCAGACCUGACGACUAGCUAUAUUUAGAUGUGCAGUAAUCAGUAUGAAAGGUCUCAGCAACACAGCCACACAGGGACAGAUGGGAUCACAUUAGAUCAGCCUUAGGGGCUUUGAGUGUUGCCUGGAAACAAUUAGCAGUUUAAAAAACCUUAAACAGCUUAUCACCACAGAGACGUGGGAAUUAUGUGGCAAGUUAGAAAAUGUGUUCCUCAAUACUCUCAGGACUGCUAUUGAUUUUAGGAUUUAUAUAUUGUACCCAAGUGUCUCCAAGACACCAAAGUCCCUCUCGUUUCUCAUCUCUGUUUUCACACACAGUUGAAAUAAACAGUGUAGAACAUUUUGUGUAACAAUCAUCUAAUCCUAAUUUAGUUUUCUUCAUAAAUAUUAUAUUUCCUUUGAACCUUGUCCCGUUUUGUAACAUUAGAAUCAUACAUUUCUGUUUAUGAUUUUUUUGUUACGGGUUUACAAGAAAGACCAACACAAAGUAGCACAUCACUUUGAAGUGGUGGGAAAGGAUACAUAGAUAAUUAAAAAAAAUUUUCAAGCCCUCUCAGUCGAUGUUCCUAUAGAACUACCUGCAAUUACAGCUAGCAGUCUUUUGGGUUAUGUUUCUACCAAAUUUGCACAUCUAGUGACUGAAAUGUUUGCAAUACCUCAAUCUCAGUCAGGCAGGAUGGAGUGCCUGUAAACAUUUUCCUCUUGCCAGUUUCUUGAUUGGGUUUAUGUCUGUACUUUGACUGGGCCAGUCUAACAAGUGAAUAUAUAAUUUGAUUUAAACCAUGCUAUUGUAACUGACUGAAUGUUUAGGAUUGUUGCCUUGCUGCAAGGUGAACACCUGCCCCACUGUUAGAUUUUUUUACAGCCAUUAAUAGGCUUUCCUCCAGGAUUGCCCUGUAGCUCCAUCCACCUUUCCCUAAAUAGUGACCAACUUUCCUGUCCCUGCUGAAAAAAAUGUGUUCAGGGCUUAUUUUUUUCACGUCUCCUGUCUUGCCAUUUCAGGCAAACGUACCAUAAAGAGAAAUUGUUUGCCUACAUGUGCCAGAGCAGAUUUGCUCUACAAAAAGGAAAUCUCAAGACAAAAUCCUAAUUGCAUGAAUAACUUUAUUAAAUUGAGACUAGACUCAGCAUCAACCUAAUCAGGCCACAUUGAUUUAAUAGUAAGCUGUGUUUGUAUGACCUUCAUUCAUUUGGAGUAUCUGUGUGUGGGUGUGUUUGUGGGUGUGUUGAGCGUAUUUGUAGAAAUAAGUGUGCGUUGAGCGGCUGUAUGUGAGUGAGUUUAUUACCUAGACCUGCGCUGUUGAUAGAGUGAUUAGAACGGAUGCAAGGCCUGCAACACACAGGACCCUUCCACUUCAGGGUGUGGACAGAUCACCCACACAAACAACAUCCCACCAAUGAAGGGGUAGCCCCCCCGAUGGCACAAACAAAGACCCCCAGUUCCACACUAAAUAGAGAUAAUGCUAAAACAUCUUAGGAGAUAUUAGAUGUAAUCAACAAGUUUGAAUUGUACAAUCAUAGUUUGCAUCUUUAAUAAAGAGAGAAAUGUAAAUUUUAAUGCAACAAUAAAGGCGGUUUUGUUUGCACCUGCAUGCAGCUGAAUUAUGUCUGGGUGCUGUAAAGGAGGCCAGUGAGUCAACCUUCCUGUUUUUGCACAGGCAUAUUUUAAAGACCUUUUGGCAGUGUUUUUAUUUGUAUACAGCCUGAAAGGAACUCAUGACUGUGAUUGUACAGAGAGUUCCUGCACUAAAACAGCAUGCAGAGGCAAUAAGGAGGCAUCACCUCUGUGUUUGCUCCCAUUAUGAUGGGACCAAAGUAAAUGGAAACAACUGGAUGGAACGAGGGAUGUGAAUAAGCUCCUGUUUUAAUGCUGUUCCAUUGAUGUGUCACCCGCCAUCUUAAAAAGAUUUAUCCUGGUCAUCUCUUGAGGACACUGAACUCAGCUUUGCAGGACAGUGAUAGUGGCUGCUGACUAAUUAAUCCUCUUACUGUUCUUCACUCCAAAGCUUUGCUUUGCAGCAGUUGUUGACUUCUUUUUAAACGCGCCCAGGUGGUGACCCACAAUCCAGCAAGAUGGAGUUCACAUAUCUUUGACAGGAAGAUAACUCACUCUCCACAUUUGUACAGAGGUCCUCAUUGCUGCUGGGAUUACUCUUAGAUUCGAUUUUUUUCUUUGUAUUGAUUACAUCUUUAUUUUGGUAUAUGUCUACAAUCGCUGUAAAAUGAAGACAGCAGAAAUGGAUUAUGACAAGCUGGUUGCAUCAAUCCUAGGACAAAUGCUGGACGUGAGGAGUAGAGGCAUAAUAUGUAAAACAAGAAAGCCAGCAGCCUUCUCCUGAUCUGAGCCUAACAGCUGAUGCCAGCUGAGGUCAUCACCAUGGUGACCUUCGCUGACACCAGGCAGGUCUCCCCAAUGGAACUGCAUGAACCUCCAUGUCUGAACACCAUGCUGUCUCCUGGGCUCAGGCGGAAAAAGAUGCUGUGGCAGAACGCAGUGAAACACAUCAUUACCCAACAAGAGCUCAGCGCUCAGGUGAGUGUGGAACCUCCUUGCAAAAUCUUUGUGACCGAUGCCUACAUAGAUGAGAUCAACAGACAAAUCCGCAGCAAGGCCUCCCGUGGAGUCACAAAACGCCGCUCCUCCACAUUCAGAGUCCAUAGUCGAGCCUCCACCAGCACGCAUGGCAGCAUCAGCAUUUCUACACAGGACUACACCAGUGACGCUGACUUCUUUGUGCACUGGUGUAACACUGUUCAUAGUGUUUACAUACCCAUGCUGGGUCACACCUUCAAAUCCUGUGAUUUGGAGAAGCUCUACCAGCGAUACUCCUCCCACCAGAGGACAAACUCUCUAGCCCUCACCAAUGUAAUUGAUGCUGUGGCCAAGCUCCACAUGUUGGUUCUGUAUCUGGCACUGGCCCCGGAUGCUGUUACGGACUGUUUGCGUGGCUAUUUGACUGGCAUCUUUAUGGUGUUGGCUAUAGCUCUUUGCAUACUGGUAUUAACCUGCAAGGACUCCAUGUCCCCACAGUGGCUCCAUUAUGCUGGCAUUGCAAGUUGGUUGUCGCAGACCACACAGAUCCUUGGGGGGCUUGCUUAUGGACUUGAAAACGACCCAUCAUGGUAUAUUUUAUUCACAUUGUUUGCAACAUACACCCUGUUGCCAUUACCUCUGCUGUGGGCCAUUUGUGCUGGCUUCCUCACCCCAAUACUCCACAUAUUGCUGGAUAUAUGGUUCCACUAUAAUGAUGCUUUGCUUUUGAAUAAGGUGUUCGCCAAAGGCCUGCUGUAUGUGGGUAUGAACACAGCUGGCUUGUUCAUCCACUACCUGACAGACCACGUCCAGCGGCAGGUUUUCCUGGAGACACGGCGUUGCAUCGAGGGCCGCCUCAAACUCGAGCAAGAGAACCAAAGACAGGAGCGGUUGGUCCUGUCAAUCCUGCCUCGCUUUGUUGCUUUGGAAAUGAUUGCUGACAUGACCUCCAUGGAGAAUGAACUCAACCCCCAGGAGUUUUAUAAGAUCUACAUCCACCAGUAUAAAGAUGUCAGCAUUCUUUUUGCAGACAUUAAGGGCUUCACCCAGCUGUCGAUUAACCUGUCAGCCCAGGAAAUGGUUCACACUCUCAAUGUGCUCUUUGGACGUUUCGACCGACUAGCUGAGGAGCACCACUGCUUGCGUAUAAAGAUAUUGGGAGACUGUUACUAUUGUGUUUCUGGGGUGCCUGAGCCACAGCUUGCCCAUGCACGGUACUGUGUGGAAAUGGGUCUGGCUAUGAUCAGCACAAUACGACUCGUUCGGAAGCAGCUGAACUUUGGCUUGGACAUGAGGAUCGGCAUCCACUCUGGCUCUGUCCUAUGUGGCGUCCUGGGCUUGCAGAAAUGGCAUUUUGAUGUCUGGUCCUGGGAUGUGAUCAUCGCCAACAUGCUGGAAGCAGGAGGAAUACCUGGACGUAUCCACAUCUCAAGAGCUACCCUAGAUUGCUUGGGAACAGCAUACAAGACAGAGGACGGUCAUGGCCACGACAGGAAUGAGUUUCUUCGAAAACACAACAUCGACACCUUCUUUAUUUGCCCUCCGGUGGAAAAGUAUCAAUACGACCAUCCUGAGAACAUAAAAAUCCAGAAGAGCAUUAGAACCUGGAACCCAGAGAUUCCUUUUGGCCAUGCUAUUGAUAUAAACAGUAUUCUGGCCUCCUUCACCAACGGUUCUCUGCCCAGUUUGUGGCAGUCCACCUCCAGAGAGAUUAACAAACGGAUCAAACACGCUAUCGAGGUUCGGAGCAGUGAGCGCAUGCACAAGGAGCACAUCACUGCUCUGACCCUGGUGUUCAAAGACACACACAUAGAGAACAAGUUCUCCCAGAUCAGAGAUGAGAUGUUUAACUCCAACAUGGUCUGCUCCUUUAUCGUGCUCCUCUUUCUCAUGGCUGCCCAGGCCAUCGUCCCUACUCCCAGACUGCUCCCUGCUGUCCUCCAGUUUUCCUUCUUUCUUCUUGCUUACCUGCUGAUGCUGCUGGUCGCCCUUGCUGAGGAGUUCAGGUGGACUCCAGCAGCUCUGCAGCAGCUCUGCUGCUGGAUCCAUGAAAACAACAGCGCCCGAAACCUCCUCACUCUCACAGCCAUCAUCACCAACUUCAGCUUGGCUUCCACUGACAUGGUGUGGUGUGUCCUAGCAGCCACAGGAGAAGCUGACAGGAUGGAGAAAAAGAGCACAGGUUCAGACACCAUCUGCACUUAUCCUGAGAUCUUUGCGCUGAGUGGCGUGGUCGUGAUGGUGACCUGUGCUGUGUUUCUACGCCUGAACUCCCUGCUGAAGCUGGGUGUGCUGCUGCUGGUGGUUGUGGUGUACUCCUACCUCAUCCACCACGCCUUUGUCACACUUGCACACAGCGACGUACAGCACAGGUCCCAUUAUGUUAGGAGAAAAGGAAUUUCGAUUCUUCUCAUAGCAAUGUUUAUUAUAGCUGUCUUCUACAAUGGGCGGCAGUGGGAGGCCACCGCUAGGCUGGACUUCCUGUGGCGUGUGCAGGCCCAGCAGGAGGUGGAGGACAUGAGGGAGCUGCGAGAACACAAUGAGUGUUUGUUGCACAACAUCCUGCCCUUGCAUGUUGCACAGCAUUUUCUGGAACGCAGCAAACAUGAUGAGGAGCUUUAUUCCCAGUCCUACGAUGAAGUGGGUGUUAUGUUUGCUUCUGUUACUGGGUUCGAUGAGUACUUUGAGCAGAAAGAGCUCAAACAUGAAGAAGUGGACUGUCUUCGACUCUUGAACGAGAUCAUAGCCGGCUUUGAUGAGCUAUUGGAGGAAUCCUAUUUCCACUAUGUGGAGAAGAUCAAGACCAUUGGAAGCUGUUACAUGGCAGCAUCUGGUUUAGCUCCAAAUAAGCAGGGUUCGGUGCGUGAGUGGAACCACCUGAGUGAGCUGGUUUUGUUUGCUUUGGCGAUGCAGGAGAUCAUAAGAGAGAUAAACAACCACUCUGCUCAAAACUUUGAGCUGCGUGUGGGCAUUGCCCAUGGGCCGGUAAUUGCAGGAGUGAUCGGUGCCACCAAACCCCAGUAUGAUAUCUGGGGAUCGACUGUGAACCUGGCCAGUCGCAUGGACAGCACUGGUGUGAGUGGACGCAUCCAGGUUCCUGAAGCCACCCACAAGAUCCUAUCAGAAUGGGGCUUUGUCCUGGAACUUCGAGGAGAAAUAUUUAUUAAGGGGGUGAGUGAGUGCCAGGGGAAUGUUCGUACAUAUUUCAUCCGGACCACGCGCAGUAAGAGGGCCAGUGUUGCAGCAGAAAGGAAUCAAGGCGGCCGAACAGGAGGUCGCAUGACCCUGGCCGGUGUGGUGCACGUUCUCGUCCAGGCCAGACACAAAGAGAAGUUGAGAGAGGCCAAUGGGAACUUUGGUCUUACUCCCCGCAAACUUCAGUGCUGAGGGCUGCAUAAAGUAAACUACAUGGUCCACAAAUAGUGUUUCUCCAAGUUUACAGGACAGAGUCAAAACCUGCCAAAAACCUUCAGGGUGGUGUGUCUGAACAUUGCUUUUAAAUGAACUUGACGGUUAUGAUAGUUUUCUUGAUGCCAUUUUGUAUAAUUAUGGAGAAGCCAACAGGUCUUCUUCUUUGUUGAAACUACGAUCUGGCAAGAUGAAAGACGUUUGAGCCAAAUCACAGAAUACCUCUAUAAAACCAGCUCAAAUGGCCUACGAAGCUGUGAAAGAUGUUUUACUUCAUUGUCUUCCACCUAUUUAGUAGUGUUAACAGUUACAUUUUGUUUAUUGAUGUGUCAUUUGCCGCUUUGUUUCUUGUUUUGUUUGUUUUUAUAUUUAUUGAAAGCUCUCAUGUAGCUCUUUUCUUGCAAAUCAAAAUACGAAGAAUGUAACUUCUUUAUUUAACCAUAUGUUUUACAGCUGAUCUGAUGUGUAAAUACACAUUGCUGGUCUUUUUGAAAAAGAAACAACUGUUCUGUUACGCAUUGUAUUUAUUUAAUUUUUUUGUUUUUUUUGUUUCAGCUAAUAAAAAACCCAAAUUCUCAUUUAUUUAACUUGAAUAAAAUUAUUAAUUUGCUCUGAAUCAAUACUGUGGUGUUACUACUGGGAUGUUCUUAUUAAAACUAAACUAAUUGUU